GAUAUCAAGAUUCACGACUAGCCUCCAGAGAUCAUGUUUGCUGAAUCCUUUAGCGCUUUUCUUUGGUUCAAGCUCUUGAGUUUCGGAGUAAGCCUUGGAGUUCGCGUCUGGUCUGAGAACGACAACCCUUACGACGCGUGCGUAGACGCUGCAUCAGGCGAGGUCUAAAAAAUAUUCACGAUGUUUUUACCUCUCUCGCAGCAGGCUGCAUCAUGGCACCUCCCUGCUUUCCGCUUUCGCCCAUCUGCUGUCCCCAGAGUUGCUCUAUUCUCGCAACUUUCGCAGUGAGUUCUGACGCCUAUUAGCUCCUUUAGCCUCUUGUCCAUUCGCCUAUUUCGCCCAUUAAUUGGAACCACUUCUGGUCCACGUCGAUGGAUCCUUCGGUACAUAAUUUUAUGAUUCCGCGCCAUCCACACCAAGCUACCUGCGACGGCCACUCCGCAUGGCAUUCUUCCCGAUCCUUUCCCCAGCGCUAUCUGUUAAUUAUGUCACAAUUCAGUGGAUACCUUAGCCCAUUCCUUGGUCACCUGUCCAGUCCUCUGGUCAGUCUAGACUCGUACUUGGAACCCCUUUUUCAGUGUGAUCCGGAAGCCACGGUCGUGGUUGCUUUUCUCACGUCACUCGACUGGAAUUUACUUUCCAUCAUACUCCUAACACAAAUACACUACGACUAUCCACUGCACUUUUCUGGCUAUUUGGCGCGCCUACUGUGCCUUCAUUUUCGAUGCUGUUCCUUUCCAAACCGAUCUUGUUACUCGUUCUGCUUGAUCCAGACACCUUCGACUGAGGCUAACACCCCCGUCGCCUUUCCAUUUCUUCCGUCUCUGUACUGACUGAUGGCCGCGAAUCCAUGCCUUGUCCUAAGAUAAUGAUGAAGUGGGAACUGCUGAUCGUAUGCAACCAUUUAAAAAAUUGAGAAGCAGUCGAAAAUGAUCCUGGCACAUGGUUACCGGUGUGGACUUGUUAGGUAUGGCGCUGGGAGGAAGCGGUUCACAACCCUUUCCAUUUGCAUGAUAAAUGAGCUCAG
Molecule: messenger RNA, 1027 nt
Organism: Radiomyces spectabilis
Lineage: Eukaryota; Fungi; Mucoromycota; Mucoromycetes; Mucorales; Radiomycetaceae
Exons: 3
Coding region: 372-833 (153 amino acids)
Source: RefSeq, a predicted model, not a curated record